GCCAAACUACAGCGACGCAGUUUCAACUUUUGAACUUUAUUUCUUAAAUGAAAGUGUCGCACGCAACUCCUGAAGUUCACCGAGGACUGUUGACGUUUAACGGGGACCUGAACACCAGAGUCGGGUCAGGAAAUAAGGGAUUAAAGGACUUUUGUUGAAGCAGGAAGAUAAUGGUCGCUGGAGGACUCGAAUAACGACAGAGUAAACCAGCAACACACACACACACACACACACACACACACACACAGUGAGGAGAUCAUGUGGUGGUUCCAGCAGGGUCUGUGUUUCCUGCCUGCAGCGCUGGUCAUCUGGACGACAGCGUCCUUCGUGUUCGCUUACAUCACAGCGGUGGUGCUGAGACAUGUGGAUCCUCUGGUGCCUUACAUCAGUGACACAGGAGCGAUGGCACCUGAGAGGUGUAUAUUUGGCAUCAUGCUGGAUGUGUCAGCCUUUUUAGGUAUGGCCACAGUGUACGUGCGUUACAAACAGGUGGAGGCUCUGAUAGAUGAAGGCGAGCUCAAACUGAACAGACUGAACCGCUUCGGGCUGGUGUUUGGCUUGAUCAGCUCCUUUGGGAUGUGUGUGGUCGCCAACUUCCAGAAGACCACGCUGUUCUCGAUGCACCUGGUGGGCGCGGUGCUGACCUUCGGGGUUGGGGCUCUCCACAUCCUGGUUCAGACGCUGCUCUCGCUCCUCAUGCAGCCUCACAUCCACAGUAAGACCAUCUUCCUGGUCCGCCUCGGCAUCGGAGUCUGGACCUUGAGCAGCAUCAUCAGUAUGUUCAUAUCAUCAGUCAUUAUGUACAGCAGCCUUCCAGGAGUGGACGUACCUAAAAAACUGCACUGGAUCCCUGGAGAGACGGGUUACACGGCUCACAUUAUCAGCACUGUGUCUGAGUGGUCUCUGGCUCUCUCCUUCAUCAGCUUCUUCCUCACCUACAUCAGAGACUUUCAGAAAAUAACUUUGCGAGCAGAGGCAGAUUUGCAGAGCAGCCACCUGUACGACAACUGGCCACCCGGUGGCAUCACAGCAUCAAAUCACAACCAUGACGCCUUGGAAUCGUCUCCACUGCUGGCAGGAGGAACAUGACCGGCUGCAGAGCAUCUCACUGCUUUUAAACAAAUUUUCACUUUUUCUAAACACGUUUAAAGGCUUUUUAUAAGGACUUUUUUAAAGCUGGUGUGGUGGCUCUGAAAGGGUCAGUACAUCCAAAAACAUACUCUCUCUUCCCUCUAGUGGCAUCUGUCAAGUCAAGUAGUUUGAGUUUUUAUGUGUCUGUCCAAGUUUGGAGAUUUCUGCCUCCACCCCAGUAGCUUCUUUGCAUAUGAUGUCAUAUGUCAGUGCACUGUCCAGAUGGAGGGCAGGCAACUGAAGGCAAAGACUACCAACACUGUGCAAAUGCUUAUGAUCUGCACUGUUUAUGGCUGAUCCAAUCAAUCAGAUCAGGACAAAACAAAGGCUACUUUUAGUCUUUAAAAUAGUAGGACAUACAGGUGAGAAUUAGAAGAAAAUACCAAAAAGUCCCAGAGAAACAGCGGCAAAUGGGGGAUCAAAAACUUUUGUCUUCAGUCUGGAGGAGCAGUCAACUUAUUUCAAAUGUAAACAUUAAAGCAUGUUAAAUGUGUCAUGUUGGAUGCAGUUAGAAAAUGUUGUGACACCCUCUCAGUGUUUUUAGCCACGACCCAGAUUUUUAACAGCGUUUCACCAGACCUCUAGAAACAGUUGACCGAGCAGGUAGAAAAUAGUUGCUAAAGUUAGCUAUUAUUAGCCAAUAACGUUGGCUAGUAACGUUAGCUUGACAGCGACGCAUCCAUGUCCAGAGUUGAAAUGUAAAAGACAGUUAUACUCAAAACACAUUUACUCACCCUGUACUGUUAGUAACGUUUGGAGGUGUGGAGGACGAGGUCAUUUGUAAUGUCGACCCUUCACCCUUCCAACAUGACAACUGAAAUAUUCAACAUUAACAUUUCUUUCAGUAACAGAGUUCCUGAUACUCUGGAUACCGCACAGAGCAAACGGGAGACAAACCAAACUAACUGACUGGAGAGAUAAUACGAAGGGGAAGAGACAGAUUUGCUGUUUGUUUUUUUUUGUUUUUUUUUUUGUUAUAAUUGGGUGAAAUGAGCCUUUAAACCCAAAUAUGAGGCUUUGCACUUGUCCAUCAAACUGCAUCAGUCCAUUUCAGUGACUGUUCACUUCAGUGCUGCACUUUAUGUCAUUUAUACUUACUGUUUAAAAAAGAGUGUGUUUUACUUUCAGGUGUAAGUUAUGCUUCCUCUCCCCUCACGUGUCGGUGAAGCCCACUGAGUCAUAUGGUAGAAAAGAACAUUUGUUCAAAAAAGAAUGAUGAUGAAAUGGGCUCGCUGAUUUAAAGUAGCAGAGGAGAGAAUAUUUGUAGGAGCGCUGAGUGUCAGUUUAUAUAUAUAUCUGUAUCUAUGCAUAUAGGACAGGUUGUGAUUUUAACUAAUUGUCUGACAUGAGUUACCAAUCUGGGUUUUAUAUUAGUUGCAUUCCAUUUGUUUAUUUUAAAGGUGUUUUCAGUAAAUACUACUGAUUAUUACAGUAUACAUAUAUUUACUGUUUUUACUGUAAAAGCCAUGUUCAUACUGCAGAUGCAUUAUUCCCUUUAAGCAAUGUGCACAGUUUUCUUUAGAAACUGAAUUACUGCUGUGCUCACCUGUAGGUGACGCUGGUUGGCGGGUUUAUAAAUGUUCUGACAGUAACUGAACAGCUUCUGCUGGAGAAUCAGCAGCCUGAUGAAAGUCAGAUUGUGGUAACAUGCUGCAGUAUGCCACCAGAAUAUUUAAAUAUUUUGAUAUAUUAAGUUAAAUAAGUAUUAAGUUAAUAUAUUAGUAUUACAAAUUGGUUCAGUUUGUAUUUAAAUAAUACAUAAAUUCACUUAACACAAUUAUUCUGAUGACACACUCCAGACUCCACAGUACCUGCUGUCGAUUAACUGAGAACAUAAAUAAUAAUAAAUAAGAAGAGAAAUAAACAUUAAUAUUUAAGCAGAUACAAAGCUACUGAACUUCCAACCCUGAGUUUCAACUGUACCUUGUAUUGUUGGUGUGAUGUUCAUGUUAAGAUUAAUAAAGAUAUAUCUCUUUGUA
Epinephelus lanceolatus (giant grouper) is the source of this 3110-nucleotide messenger RNA. It is a transcript of the gene dram2b, whose product is annotated as DNA-damage regulated autophagy modulator 2b. Gene Ontology annotation, biological process: photoreceptor cell maintenance; regulation of autophagy. Gene Ontology annotation, cellular component: lysosome. The record is from RefSeq and is a predicted model, not a curated record. NCBI's taxonomy places the organism in Eukaryota, Metazoa, Chordata, Actinopteri, Perciformes, Serranidae.